Phytophthora sojae is the source of this 648-nucleotide messenger RNA. RefSeq lists its product as hypothetical. Lineage: Eukaryota; Oomycota; Peronosporomycetes; Peronosporales; Peronosporaceae. The transcript has 9 exons. The record is from RefSeq and is a predicted model, not a curated record. The coding region runs from base 1 to 648 and encodes 215 amino acids.
AUGGUGUUCUACUUCACGUCCUCCGAGGGCCACACCAUUUACAUGGGCAAGGACAAGUUCGAGAAUGAAGACCUCAUUCGCUAUGGCUUCAUGGAGGACAUCUGGUUCCACGUGGAUGACUUGUCCUCUGCUCACGUCUACCUUCGGCUCCCACUGGGGAAAACGAAGGUGGACGACGUCUCGGCGACUUGUCUGGAAGAAUGCGCUCAGCUGGUCAAGGAAAACUCGAUCGAAGGGAGCAAGAAGAAAAGCGUCUCCGUUUGCUACACGAGAUGGAGAAAUCUGAAGAAAACGCCUUCGAUGGAGGUUGGCCAAGUUGGCUUCCACCAUCCCGAGCGAGUUCGACACUACAAGGUUGAAGAGAAGAACAAGGACAUCAUCAAGAUGCUCAACAAGACGAAGCAAGAGUUUCAUCCCGACCUGGAAGAGGAGCGCCGCCAGCGUGAGUUGCUGUACAAGAGUGAACGCAAGAAGCAGCGCUUGCAGCUGGAGGCGGAGCAACGCAAGGCGAAGCUGGAGUACAAGCAGCAAAAGGAGCUGCGCAGCUACUCCUCUCUGCUGUCCAGGAACAACAUCGAGGCCGGCGACAAACUAGAGGCAGCCGCGGACCUCAGCAGCGUCAACGUCUACGAGGACGACUUCAUGUGA